GCCGAUGACCAAACUUCUUCAAGCCACUCCAACACAUCAUUCACUAUGCGCCCAACUCAAGCUCUUUUCGGCGGCGGCGGCCCUGAGGUCGGAAAGUACGGAAGGUACAUCGGUGAUUGGGGCAACUUCGGUACCCCAAAGCAAAAGGGAAUCGUCUACUACGGCCUGAGCGCUAACGCUCAGCGUCCUCUUGCCGGAGCUCUCCACGCCGCUUUCUUCAACACCUGGAGGCGAUUCAGCGCCCAGGUCCUUUACGUCGCACCUCCAUUCAUUGUCGCAUACCUUGCUAUGGACUGGGCUAUCCAGAGGAACCACUACCUGAACUCGAAGCCAGGGCGUGCUGAGCAUGGUGAGGAGGCAUAAACGGUGUCUGUCCCAUGAGAGAGGGGUUGUAGAUUGUGCUUGGGUGUGAAUAUAUGGGCUAUAUCAGGCUGGAUCGUUUGAAUGGUCCAUAUGGAGUAGCCAAAGAGCCCUCUGUAUUGUAUAGAAGUACGAAAUAGAGCAAGUUUCAGCAGGGC
This is a messenger RNA of Pseudogymnoascus verrucosus, 518 nucleotides long. RefSeq names its product ubiquinol--cytochrome-c reductase subunit 8 (gene QCR8). The record is from RefSeq and is a predicted model, not a curated record. The transcript has 4 exons. Gene Ontology annotation, biological process: mitochondrial electron transport, ubiquinol to cytochrome c. Bases 46 to 363 code for a protein of 105 amino acids. NCBI's taxonomy places the organism in Eukaryota, Fungi, Ascomycota, Leotiomycetes, Thelebolales, Thelebolaceae.